UUCCAUCCCUGGAAGUGAAUGUGUACGGUAGCCCUACUGUCAACUUGGUCACUACUAUACAUACAAUUUUCAGUCUUUCGUGAGAUUAAAGAAAAAAUACGCUAUUAAAAUGGAAGAAACUCCCGAGUUUACAGAAAAACCAAUUGUUCAUGAGCAUCAACCGCGUCUUAACGAGGUGGCCCAGAAGUUCUUGGCGGAUCUGGACGAGGAGCGCCAGCGUCUGUCCGCCGAAUUCCCGUUAUGCGCGUUGCUAAUCGAUGAAGCUGUGGACCGUGUUUACUGCACUGGCCGCAUUCCGGGCAAAGAAUUCUAUGCCGACGUCUACAAGCAGAAGCCCAUGAAGAUAACCCAGAAGGUCUUUGUGCCUGUCAAGCAGUAUCCGAAGUUCAACUUCACUGGCAAGAUUCUGGGACCCAAGGGAAACUCCCUGCGUCGCCUGCAGGAUGAGACCCAGUGCAAAAUCGCCAUCAAGGGGCGCACCUCGAUCCGUGAUCGAGCCAAGGAGGAACAGCUGCGCAACUGUGGCGACCCGCGGUAUGCCCAUUUGCAAAAGGACCUCUUCCUGGAGGUCAGCACUGUGGCCACCCCGGCCGAGUGCUAUGCUCGCAUUGCCUAUGCUCUUGCCGAGAUCCGUAAGUAUCUAAUUCCAGACAAGAACGAUGAGGUGUCGCACGAGCAGCUGCGCGAGUUGAUGGAAAUGGAUCCUGAGUCGGCCAAGAACAUUCAUGGACCCAACCUAGAGGCUUAUAGAUCCGUAUUUGAUAAAAAGUUUGGUGGCAGUAGCAACGGAGCCCCCAAGUUCAUCAAUUUGAUUAAGAGAGCUGCGGAAAAUCCGCCUGAAGUUGACGAGGCGGAGGAGGUGGCCUACGAAUACGAGCACCGUAUGGCCGCCAAGCGCGCACCCACUGGCUAUGAGUACAGCAAACCACGUCCAUCAAUAAUAUCAACAAACGCAGCGGCAUAUAAACGACCAUAUCCGACUGACAUGAAACGUAUGCGCGAACCGCCCAUCAAGUCCUAUAAGCCCAAUCCGUAUUCCAUUCUCAAAAAAUAUAAACAAUAAUACCGUGCUGCACCGACCGCGGCUCCGGUUGAUUUCACCGCACACAGCUAUAAAUGAUAACUAAGGACGAUGUUUAUGAUUAUAAAAGAAGCCCUGCUGAGAACAAUAUGAACACACAUAAUAAAUCGAUAAAAGACUCUUGGCCAGUCAAGAAGAAACGUUAACAAGAAGCGUUAAUUUUAAAAUAAUUCUAUGAAUGAAUAAUGUAAGAUGCGUUCACACGCCAUAAAAUCGAAAGAAGAUAACAUUAAUCCUUAAUUUACAAUUUUCAUAAACAAAUCUAAACUGUUGGCGUCAACGCCAUCAGAUCAUAAGUCCAAUAUAUUCUACAAAUACUGAUUGAUUGAUUAUAUGAGUUCUCAAUUAUCCACGAUUCUUGAUGAAAUAAAAGAAUUAAAUAAUCACUGUCGAAGCAGAACCAAUUAUAAUCGGUUCAAUUGAAUAAACCCAUCCAGCCCAUACUUAAUUUACUCAUGUCACUAGCAGUAGAAGCAAGAUAUCUUUGUGAAAUAAAUAAAUACCGGUAUGGAAUUAUCAAAUUGUUCAAUUCAAACUGAAUAACUCCCAGAUCAAGAGUCCAUUUUUGGAUAUGAAAAACAUUAAUGCGUUUUAAAACUAUGUUAAUAAACCAUUAUGAAUUUAUAAACAAGAAAUAAAGAAAAUACAAUAAAU
Messenger RNA from Drosophila serrata, 1735 nucleotides. It is a transcript of the gene qkr58E-3, whose product is annotated as quaking related 58E-3. Gene Ontology annotation, molecular function: mRNA binding. The record is from RefSeq and is a predicted model, not a curated record. Gene Ontology annotation, cellular component: nucleus. Gene Ontology annotation, biological process: regulation of alternative mRNA splicing, via spliceosome. Lineage: Eukaryota; Metazoa; Arthropoda; Insecta; Diptera; Drosophilidae.